AUGUCGUGGAAGCCAUCGGAGAGGUUGAUGCAAACCAUCGCUCACUAUGCCAGCUUUCCGCCCACUGGAGUCAGUCUUCGCCAAAUGGUGCAGUUUGGCGAGAAGCCCUCUACUGGGACGCUCUUCCGCGCUUCGCAGUUUCUCUCCGAAGAGCUUCCAGUGCGCCUCGCCCACCGAGUUGAAGAGUUGACUAGAUUACCAGAUGGACUUAAUGAGAUGACUUCCAUCAAAAAGGUCAGGGAUUGGUAUGCUCAGUCUUUCGAAGAGAUCACAACCCUACCGCGACCCGAAUUAGACUCCGACACCCGAAAACGCUUGCUCGGCCCUCCCAAAAAGCCGGCCAACAAACUAUCCACUGCGACACGAAACCCGAGUUUGAAGCCCGAUGACAGUGGCAAUGGAAGUGGCAAGGCUGGGCUGAAUACCCGUCGCUAUUUUGCUCCCUUAGACGACGGCCAAGAUUGGCCUCCGGUGCUCGCGGAGUACAACCGAAAGUUUUCUCGCAUGCUGGAGAUCAUCAAGAGGAGACACGACCCAGUCGUAACCACUGUGGCUCAAGGAAUCAACGAAUGGAAGCGCAGACAACAACGCAUGCAGAUUGACUCGUCUAUCCAGUCAUUUCUCGAUCGUUUCUACAUGUCGCGUAUCGGAAUCCGUAUGCUCAUCGGUCAACAUAUUGCGCUGACAGAGCAGAGCUCACACCGACAUCCCAAUUACGUUGGCAUAAUAUGCACCAAGACCAACGUCAAGGAACUUGCGGAAGAGGCCAUAGAGAACGCGCGAUUCGUGUGCGAGGACCAUUACGGCUUGUUCGAUGCUCCCAAAGUCCAAUUGUUCUGUCCACCGAACUUGACGUUCAUGUACGUCCCGGGCCAUCUCUCGCACAUGCUAUUCGAGACUCUGAAGAAUUCGCUUCGAGCCGUUGUCGAAACUCAUGGAGCGGAAAAGGAGGAGUUUCCUGUGACGAAGGUGAUUGUCGCGGAGGGGAAAGAAGACAUCACCAUCAAAAUCAGCGACGAGGGAGGCGGCAUUCCAAGAUCCGCCAUCCCGCUUGUUUGGACCUACAUGUACACUACCGUCGACACCACACCGGAACUGGAUCCGGGGUUCAACGCCAGUGAUUUCAAGGCACCCAUGGCUGGCUUUGGGUAUGGAUUGCCCAUUUCACGAUUAUACGCACGCUACUUUGGAGGAGAUCUCAAGUUGAUCUCGAUGGAAGGGUACGGAACGGAUGUAUACCUGCAUCUCAACCGGCUCUCAUCGUCCUCGGAACCUCUGCAAUAA
Molecule: messenger RNA, 1284 nt
Organism: Capronia coronata CBS 617.96
Lineage: Eukaryota; Fungi; Ascomycota; Eurotiomycetes; Chaetothyriales; Herpotrichiellaceae
Product: pyruvate dehydrogenase kinase
Exons: 3
Coding region: 1-1284 (427 amino acids)
Biological process (GO): protein phosphorylation; regulation of glucose metabolic process
Cellular component (GO): mitochondrion
Molecular function (GO): pyruvate dehydrogenase (acetyl-transferring) kinase activity
Source: RefSeq, a predicted model, not a curated record